Molecule: messenger RNA, 795 nt
Organism: Talpa occidentalis (Iberian mole)
Lineage: Eukaryota; Metazoa; Chordata; Mammalia; Eulipotyphla; Talpidae
Product: cell surface glycoprotein CD200 receptor 1-like
Exons: 5
Coding region: 1-795 (264 amino acids)
Biological process (GO): regulation of neuroinflammatory response
Cellular component (GO): external side of plasma membrane
Molecular function (GO): signaling receptor activity
Source: RefSeq, a predicted model, not a curated record
AUGUCCACUCUGAAGUUACUGAUAUCCUUCAUUAUCGUGGUGUCUGGUAAUAAUACAUCCCUGGUGACAGAAAUUAAGAACCAGCAAAUGCCACCUAUUGACAUUUACAGUUUCCUGCCUGUACAAGUGGACACAAAGGUGGUGCUCUCCUGCCCACCUGUCCAGAGCAACCUUAUGUGGGUAGUAACAUGGAGAAUAGCCCUCAGAGACAAGCUUCUCUGCACCAUAACCCACAGGACAGAUACGAACAAGACUGUGGAAGGAAAGUGUACUGACCAGAGAAUAACCUGGGCCUCCAGACCUGACCAGAACCCUGCCCUUCAGAUUGAUCCACUGUCCAUCACUCAUGAUGGGAAUUACACUUGUGAAUUAACAACACAUGUGGGGAAUUUCUACCGUGGAUAUAGUCUCCAAGUGCUAGUGGCCCCUGAUGUGACCCUGUUUCAAACUGAAGCUAGAACUGCAGUCUGCCAGGCAGCUGCAGGGAAGCCAGCAGCGCAGAUCUCCUGGACCCCGGAGGGAGACUGUGUCACUGAGAAAAAGCGGUGGGACAAUGGCACUGUGACCGUCCAGAGUAUGUGCCGCUGGGCAGAAAGGAAUGUGUCUGCUGUGUCCUGCUCUGUCUCCCAUUUCACUGGCAGCAAUAGCCUGUCCAUAGAGCUGAGUGAAGAGCAUGAAAAUAAAAAAAGUCUGAAAGACAACUUAGAUUUGAUGAGAUAUCACAAAAAAGCAGCCAGUCUUCAAAAUCAGUCUUCAAGUUCAACAUCUAGCUCAACUGCUCUUGUUGCUCUUUGA